AUGCUUGACGAAAAAGCGUCGGUUUCGUCGUCCAACGAAUCGCCCCGCUACAUUGCCAACACAGUGGUAACAGAUCACUAUUCCACAAACGUGGACCCAGAAAGACUCGGAGCCAACACUGAGGUCGAUCCGUUCCACUUUAAAGGCGCAUUCAAGUCGUCUCAAGAAAUCGAUGCUCUACGUAAAAGAAAACGCGGAAGGAGACUAGCGGCAUAUCAUGCAACUCAGAAUAAUCUCAUAAAUUCGCUCCUAAAGUCAAUGGAAGCCCACACAGAGGAUGCUCGCAUCGACGAGGCUGCUGCACGGCUUCCAGUUAAAAUCGCGGUUUGGGCCAGUCUAAUUGCCAAUCUUUGUCUUUGCAUCUUGCAACUAUAUGCUGCCAUCUCUUCAUUGUCGCUUUCCCUUCUCGCAACAGCCAUCGAUGCCGUGUUUGACAUUGGGAGCAACAUACUGCUCUUCUGGCUCCACAGAAAGGCGGAAAACCUCGACAGCACCGAGUGGCCGGUUGGCGGUGCGCGUUUGGAGACCAUCGGCAAUAUUGUUUAUGGAUUCUUAAUGGGAUCCGUCAACCUGGUCGUUAUCGUGGAAUCGGCCCAGUCACUGAUCACAAAAACGAACAACGACUUGAAGCAAUUUCAUCUCCCUUCAAUACUCGCGGUGGCGGCAGCGCUAGCCGUCAAACUGCUGCUGUUUCUAUAUUGCUUCUCGUUGAGGAACAAGUCCUCUCAGGUCAGGGUUCUCUGGGAAGACCACAGGAACGAUCUGUGGAUAAACACGUUUGGUAUAUUGAUGUCGACAGGCGGAAGCAAACUACGUUGGUGGUUGGAUCCCACCGGUGCUAUCAUCAUUGCCCUCGGAGUGACUGUCUCUUGGUGCCGGACCAUUUAUUCACAGUUCGAGCUUCUUGCCGGGAAGUCUGCCUCCCACGAGUUUCUCCAACUUCUCAUCUACAAGUCGUUGACGUUCAACGAGCAAAUCAUCAAGCUAGAUACCGCCAGAGCGUACCACAGCGGUCCCGACUAUUUUGUCGAAAUUGACAUUGUAAUGGACACGCAGACCCCACUAUGGAAAGCACAUGACGUCAGCCAGGCACUCCAGGAGAAGCUCGAAGCGCUACCAAACGUUGAACGGGCAUUUGUUCAUGUUGACUACGAGACGACGCAUACGCCAGUGAGUGUUUCGUUACCAAUCUUCUUCGGGCUGGAGCGACCCUCACAGGAGCAUCGCAAACCGCCAAUACCACGCUUACGGUAG
This is a messenger RNA of Mycena indigotica, 1254 nucleotides long. Its product is annotated as Metal tolerance protein 3. Bases 1 to 1254 code for a protein of 417 amino acids. The transcript has 13 exons. Gene Ontology annotation, molecular function: monoatomic cation transmembrane transporter activity. Gene Ontology annotation, cellular component: membrane. Lineage: Eukaryota; Fungi; Basidiomycota; Agaricomycetes; Agaricales; Mycenaceae. The record is from RefSeq and is a predicted model, not a curated record. Gene Ontology annotation, biological process: monoatomic cation transport; transmembrane transport.